UGGCCAGAAAAGCGUAUUACUUUCGGGUCCCAGUACGAGUUAACCAUGAAGGCCUUCAUCCUGUUGUCGCUGUUCGUUGCCGGCGCUCUGGCUGGUGUUGAGGAGAGCAUCUGGCUGUCCAAGCAGAUGCGCAUCGAUGCUGGCACCAGCGCCGAGUACAAUGGCCGCAUCGUCGGUGGCUCGACUGUGCCAAUCGGCCAGUUCCCGUACCAGCUGUCGCUGCGCCAGAACGGCAACCACAUCUGUGGUGCCUCGGUUAUCUCCUCGAACUGGGCUCUGUCCGCUGCACACUGCACCUUCCCGAUGCCGAACGUUAACGCGAUCACUUUCCGUGGUGGCAGUGCCAGCCGUCUUGAGGGUGGUACCAUCUUCCAGGCCGCUCAGAUCAUCAACCACCCGCAGUACAACAGCAACAACCUGAACAACGAUGUGUGCGUCAUCCGUAUCACCACCUCGUUCGUCGGAUCCAACAUUGCCUCGAUCCGUCUGGUGAACAGCGGUACCAACUUCGCUGCCGGAACCAACAGCGUCGUCUCUGGAUGGGGUCUGACCUCUCCCGGAGGAAGCCUCCCGGUCAACCUACACGCCGUCAACAUCCCGGUCGUUGCCCAGGCUACCUGCAGCUCGCAGUGGGGAACUGGACGUAUCACCGCCGCCAUGGUGUGCGCUGGCCAGCAGGGACGCGACUCGUGCAACGGUGACAGCGGUGGCCCGCUGGUCACUGGAGGACAGCAGUUCGGUAUUGUCUCGUGGGGUGCCGUGCAGUGCGGAGGACCUCUGCCGGGUGUGUACGCCAACAUUGGUAAUGCCGCUAUCCGCAGCUUCAUCAGCCAGAACACUGGUGUCUAAGUACUCGCGCCGCUUUAUGACAUAGGAAAGCAGAAUGGAAAAUUAAAACAAAAAAUCGCUAACGCAA
This is a messenger RNA of Anopheles stephensi (Asian malaria mosquito), 916 nucleotides long. Its product is annotated as trypsin alpha-3-like. The coding region runs from base 46 to 849 and encodes 267 amino acids. The record is from RefSeq and is a predicted model, not a curated record. Gene Ontology annotation, molecular function: serine-type endopeptidase activity. Gene Ontology annotation, biological process: proteolysis. NCBI's taxonomy places the organism in Eukaryota, Metazoa, Arthropoda, Insecta, Diptera, Culicidae. The transcript has 3 exons.